AUGUCCAGCGAGAAGAAACAGCGUUACCUGCUGAAUGUAGACCCGAAAAUUGCCAAGCAGAGGGAUGACAAGAGCGACACGUUGAAGAGAUUCAAACAUCUGUUGUCCCUCACGGAUCUAUUCCUGCAUUUCAUAUCUCUGAAAUCCAAACAUGACAAGUCGUUGCAGAAACUGCUGAAGAACUACCAGGAAGUUCAUUCGACAACGGGAUCAAAUGGGAAGAAAGAGUACGUCUCCAGACACCACAGAAAGUCAGAGAAGGAAGAGGAUGCAGAGUUGAUGGCUGAAGAGGAGGGGGGCGGAGAGGAUGAGUAUAACACAGAGGAUUUUGUCACAGAAAGCCCCAAAUUUGUUGAAGGUGGGACUCUUAGAGAUUACCAGAUCCAAGGUUUGAACUGGUUGAUCUCUUUGCACGAAAAUAAACUGUCUGGUAUCCUGGCAGAUGAAAUGGGGCUCGGGAAGACUUUACAAACUAUAGCGUUUCUAGGGUAUUUGCGAUACGUGAAAAAUGUUGAGGGCCCCUUUCUCGUAGUAGUGCCCAAAUCCACUUUGGAUAAUUGGAGGAGAGAGUUCAAUAAAUGGACCCCUGAAGUCACUGCUGUGGUUUUGCAAGGUGAUAAGGAAUCCAGAGGCGAGAUUAUGAACGAUGUGGUGAUGGAGGCAAAAUUCGACGUUCUGAUCACUUCCUAUGAAAUGAUUAUAAGAGAGAAGAACAUCCUGAAAAAAUUCGCCUGGCAGUACAUUAUCAUAGAUGAAGCUCAUCGUAUUAAAAAUGAGCAAAGUGCUUUGUCCCAAAUUAUUCGUUUAUUCUAUUCCAAAAACAGACUGUUGAUUACAGGCACCCCUCUACAAAACAAUCUGCACGAACUUUGGGCACUACUGAAUUUCUUGCUUCCAGACGUGUUUGGGGACUCUGAAGUAUUCGAUGAAUGGUUUGCAGAGAAUAACACUGAGCAAGACCAAGAGGUGUUGGUGCAACAACUGCAUGCUGUAUUAAACCCAUUCCUUCUAAGAAGAGUAAAGGCGGAUGUUGAAAAAUCUUUGCUACCGAAAAUCGAAACCAAUGUUUACGUCGGGAUGACCGAUAUGCAGGUUCAAUGGUACAAAUCCUUACUGGAGAGAGACAUUGACGCAGUCAAUGGUGCUGUGGGUAAAAGGGAAGGAAAAACGCGGCUCCUAAACAUCGUUAUGCAACUUAGAAAGUGUUGUAACCACCCUUACCUGUUUGAAGGGGCUGAACCUGGCCCACCUUACACCACGGACGAGCAUCUAAUUUUCAAUUCUGGUAAGAUGAUCAUUUUGGACAAAUUGCUGAAGAGGUUGAAGGAAAAGGGGUCGCGGGUCCUUAUCUUUAGUCAAAUGUCCAGAUUGUUAGAUAUACUGGAAGAUUACUGUUAUUUUAGGGAUCUCGAGUACUGCAGAAUCGAUGGGUCAACCGCACACGAAGAACGUAUCGAGGCAAUAGACGAUUACAAUAAACCUGAUUCUGACAAGUUCGUUUUCCUAUUGACCACCCGUGCUGGUGGGCUUGGGAUCAAUCUGGUAACAGCGGAUACAGUUAUUCUAUUCGACUCUGAUUGGAACCCUCAAGCUGAUUUGCAAGCCAUGGAUAGAGCACACAGAAUAGGACAGAAGAAGCAGGUGCACGUUUAUAGAUUUGUCACCGAGAAUGCAAUUGAGGAAAAAGUUAUUGAGAGAGCAGCGCAGAAAUUAAGGUUAGAUCAGUUGGUUAUUCAACAAGGGUCUGGCAAGAAGAGUGCCAAUUUAGGUAACAGCAAGGAUGAUUUGAUCGAAAUGAUCCAAUUUGGUGCCAAGAACGUUUUUGAAAAGGACUCGAAGAAAAUGACAGUAGAUGCAGAUAUUGAUGAUAUCCUGAAGAAAGGUGAGCAAAAAACACAAGAAUUGAAUGCCAAAUACCAGGCACUAGGUUUGGAUGACUUGCAGAAAUUUAACGAAGUGGAAAACCAAUCUGCUUAUGAGUGGAACGGAAAGAAUUUCCAGAAGAAACCCGUUGACAAAGUUGUCAACUGGAUAAAUCCGUCCAGGAGGGAGAGGAGAAGAGAACAACAGACUUACUCGGUCGAUGACUACUAUAAAGAGAUAAUUGGUGGCGGUAGCUCCAAGAGUUCAAAAAUGGCGUCAAACCCAAAGAUACCGAAGGCUCCCAAAAUUGUUCACGGUCAAGACUUCCAGUUCUAUCCAAAGGCGCUUGAUGACCUUCAAACGAAAGAACAACUAUAUUUCAAAAAGAAGGUCAAUUACAAAGUGACCUCUUACGAUAUAACGGGUGCGAGCGAUGCGGAUAGCGAUGACGAGAAUGAAACAUCAAAGAGCAAACAGUCAAUUGACGGUAAAGAUAUAGAGGAACGUGUGAAGGAGGAACAAGCCAGGAUUGAUUCAGCUCCAAAAUUUACGGAAGAAGAUGAGAGUGAGAAACAAAGACUAAUAUCCUUGGCAUUCACGCAUUGGAACAAGCGAGAUUUUUUAGCAUUUAUAAAUGCUUGUGCCAGGUACGGUAGACAGAACAUGGAGAGUAUCAGCCAUGCAAUUGAAUCCAAAACCCCUGAAGAGGUUCGCGCCUAUGCAUCGGUAUUUUGGCUAAGGUUCAACGAAAUAAGUGGUUAUGAGAAGCAUUUAACAACCAUUGAAAACGGGGAGAAAAAAAAUAGGAAAUUGAAGAUCCAGGAGGCAGUGCUACGUAAAAAAUUGGAGCAGUAUGAAUACCCGCUCCAUGAAAUGAUGAUACAGUAUCCACCCAAUAAUGCCAGGAGGACAUACAACUCUUUGGAAGAUAAAUUUAUGCUGAUGACCGUAAGCAGAUUUGGACUAACGGAUGACAGACUAUAUGAAAAGUUGAAACAGGAAAUCUUGUUGAGUGACUUGUUUACAUUUGAUUGGUUUAUCAGAUCAAGAACCAUUCAUGAAUUGUCUAAGAGGGUAAAUACACUGCUGACUUUGAUCGUGAGAGAGUCUGAAUCCCCUGAGGGAUUGAAGAAAAAGAGACAAAGAAACCCAACCAAGGAAAGCUCAGCCACACCGAUGCUAAACAGUAUAGCCAGCUCAGCGACUCCAACUUUAAGAAGCGAGCCCACUAUUGAGCAGCGCCCAAACAGCGAGCCAGAGCUGAAGAAGGCCAAAGCUUGA
This is a messenger RNA of Huiozyma naganishii CBS 8797, 3144 nucleotides long. It is a transcript of the gene ISW2, whose product is annotated as DNA translocase. Gene Ontology annotation, biological process: nucleosome organization; regulation of transcription by RNA polymerase II. Lineage: Eukaryota; Fungi; Ascomycota; Saccharomycetes; Saccharomycetales; Saccharomycetaceae. Gene Ontology annotation, molecular function: DNA binding; nucleosome binding; ATP hydrolysis activity. Bases 1 to 3144 code for a protein of 1047 amino acids. Gene Ontology annotation, cellular component: chromatin; nucleus. The record is from RefSeq and is a predicted model, not a curated record. The transcript has a single exon.